UUUUGCAGGAAAUUUGGGUUGUGUCCAGACAGAAUUUGAAGGGGGUGAAAUUUUACCUACCAGGUCUAUUUCUGGGAGCAAAGCUAGCAAAAUCCCCAGAGUUCGCAAGAUGGUAGCUGCUCAGAGGAGUAAAGAACAGAGAGGGGUCCUUGAAGCAGAGGGGCAAACUGAAGUUGCCAAGGAGAAGAGUGCUUCAGAAAAAGAGGCUUGUCCCAGACUAAAGUCUCAGAAGAAAAGGAGCACCUCUAGACCUCCAGAGGCUGAUUCUCUGGCCAGACAAAGCGAUGGUGCCAAGGCUCUCAUUGGAACUUCAGCAGAACGUGCAUCCAAGCAAAAUGCUCUGAGGGGGCAGUUUUCCUGCAUUACAGAUCUACUGUCUGUGCCAGAUGCCUUCUUGAAGGAGCAGAUAGCUGAGAUGUCGCUAACCAAUAACCAUAUGGAUCUUUCACACAGUCCUGAAUCCUCUCCUGUGACCUGUCCUGCAACUUUGCCUGUCAACUCCAGUCCUACAGAUGUACCAGUUUCCAAGAGCUCAAGUGCUGAUGGCAACAGAAACCCUGUUUUGGAAAUGCCAGAGAAAUCCUCUGUUUGGUUGGAAAACUCCCUGCUAUUUAAAGAAAAGACUGCAGAGACACCUGAGGAAAGAAACCAAGCUGAGUCAAGUUCUCAGAACCCACCUUCACAGGAACCUGAGAUGAGGCCCCUACAGAACUUGACCAAUACCAGGACCCUCUCUUCCAGCUCAGAAGUGGCAAGGCGUUCAGCCAGGAAGAGACAGGACCCAGGCUGUUACGCAGAGCCAAAACUCAACAGUAAACUGAGGCGGGGUGAUCCAUUUACAAAUACGGCGUUCCUCUGCUCACCUAUCUACAAAAAAAGCAAAACUGCCAAAGCCAAGGAAACAACCAAGAAGACUGGAAACAAUGGCUCCCUGAAAGAAUGUCCCAGUGUCAAGACAGGCAAGCAAACAGCAACAGGCAGAGACACAGAACCAGAAGUAAAAUAGUGAUUCAGAAGGCAAACCCCAAGAUCCUAGUG
This is a messenger RNA of Dryobates pubescens (Downy woodpecker), 1038 nucleotides long. Its product is annotated as shugoshin 1-like. The transcript is spliced from 3 exons. The record is from RefSeq and is a predicted model, not a curated record. Lineage: Eukaryota; Metazoa; Chordata; Aves; Piciformes; Picidae. Gene Ontology annotation, cellular component: chromosome, centromeric region. Bases 110 to 1006 code for a protein of 298 amino acids.